Molecule: messenger RNA, 1465 nt
Organism: Momordica charantia (bitter melon)
Lineage: Eukaryota; Viridiplantae; Streptophyta; Magnoliopsida; Cucurbitales; Cucurbitaceae
Gene: SAE1A
Product: SUMO-activating enzyme 1A
Biological process (GO): protein sumoylation
Cellular component (GO): cytoplasm; SUMO activating enzyme complex
Molecular function (GO): SUMO activating enzyme activity
Source: RefSeq, a predicted model, not a curated record
UCUAUUUUUAUUUUUUUUAUUUUUCCCCUUUUUUAUUUUUUCUUUUGAAAUUUGAAAACCAGAAGUCGGUCUUUUCCGCCGCCGGACAUCUCGCUUGAUCGUCGUCUUCGCAGCGGAAGAGCGAGGGAAGUCGCCGUCUUUGCCUCUGCAUAGCUUUGGAAUUCGCUAACGAUCGAAGUUACUCUUCGCUAUCACAGACCAGUACACUCGCGGUGAAGUUUGAAGUUGAAAAAAUGGAUGGAGAGGAGUUGACGGAGCAGGAGACUCAAUUGUAUGACCGCCAGAUUAGGGUUUGGGGUGCUGAUGCACAGAGGAGGCUGAGCAAAGCUCACGUUCUAGUAUGUGGAAUGAAAGGGACUGUUGCUGAGUUCUGCAAGAAUAUUGUUCUUGCUGGGGUCGGUAGUUUGACAUUGGUGGAUAAUCGGUUGUUGACUGAAGAAGCGCUUUCUGCUAAUUUUCUUAUACCUCCUGAUGAGGGUGUUUUUGGCGGGAAAACUGUUGCUGAGCUUUGCUGUGAUUCUUUGAAAGAUUUCAAUCCGAUGGUACGAGUUUCAGUCGAAAAAGGUGAUUUGUCGAGCUUUGAUGAAGAUUUUUUGAAGACGUUUGAUGUUAUUGUUGUCAGUUGUUGCUCCCUGGCUGAAAAAAAAUCAGUCAAUGAGAAAUGCCGGAAGUUAACUAAGCGCAUAGCGUUUUAUACAGUUGAUUGUAGAGAUUCCUGUGGUGAAAUAUUUGUUGAUCUACAAGAGUAUAAAUAUGCUAAGAAAAAACUUGAUGACACUGUGGAAUGCCAACUAUCAUACUCAAGCUUCGAGGAAGCAAUAUCGGUACCCUGGAAAGCACAUCCCAGAAAAGUCUCAAAGCUAUUUUAUGCAUUAAGAGUUAUGGAACGGUUUGAAGAGGUCGAGGGGCGAAAUCCAGGAGAGACUACAAUAUCCGAUCUUCCCGGGGUUUUGAAGUUGAAAAAGGAGCUCUGUGAAUUGCAGUCGCUGAAUGAUGCUCAUAUUCCUAAUGCCCUCAUAGAGAGAUUGGUGACAAAUUCAAAGGAAUUUCCUCCUGUUUGUGCCAUCAUUGGAGGCAUUCUUGGGCAGGAAGUAAUUAAAGCUAUUUCUGGGAAAGGAGACCCCCUCAAGAAUUUCUUCUACUUCGAUGCUGUUGAUGGGAAGGGUAUCAUAGAGGACAUAUCAAGCAAGCCCUAACAUGGGAGGCACCCUGUGCUGUCUUUUUCAUCACAUUUUAAAGCACUUUCAUAGGAGGUACCGGCCGUAAUCACCUGGUGAAAAUUGGGUCUCUAACUUUCAAAGAUUUUGAAUUGAACGCAUUUGGCAAUUGUAAUGCUAAUGGAGUUGUAAGUUUAUUGUAUGACUUUUUAAUCCUUAACAAGACAAAUCUUUAUCAUGAAUCAAAGUUAUGUAUACGUAGGAAACUUUUUGUUUGAAAGCAAACGUGAACUCCAUCUGAAUUGAGU